This is a messenger RNA of Nicotiana tabacum (common tobacco), 1211 nucleotides long. RefSeq lists its product as uncharacterized. NCBI's taxonomy places the organism in Eukaryota, Viridiplantae, Streptophyta, Magnoliopsida, Solanales, Solanaceae. The record is from RefSeq and is a predicted model, not a curated record.
UAGUUACUAGCUUUCGUUUCUUAACUGUAGAGAGAGAGCAUCGUUUCGUCUUCGAUCUUGUUCAACAAUAAUGGUGAAAUUAGCAUCAGCACGCGAGAUCCGAAUGUACGGGCCAAGAUUGACCCGAAAUAGAUUCGAGUACAUCAACGCGGGUCUAUACAUGUUCUCUACGAUUUUGCUUGUAGGUGGGUUUGCGGCUCAGUUUUCCAAAGAACCUUUGUCCGGUUUGGUUCUGUUGCUAAUAGCGUUGGCAGUGAUCAUUGUAGUGAAUGUACAUGAUCUUAUGGCUCAUCUUGCUGCUAUUGACUAUAGAUUUCUGUUGCUCGGAUUUGACCCGCAGCUUGCCCUCGUUGAGUUUGCUGUGCCCGUUGUUCAGUCCUUGGGAACUCUUCUUUACUUCUUAGGAAUUCUUUUUCUCUUCACUAAGGCAGAAAAGGGGUAUGACAAUUUCAAAGUGGAGAAGCAAGCUGUGAAUCUGCUUAUUGCUGGCCCUGCUCUAUGGCUGCUUGGUUCAAUUCACAACUCGUGUCAGAUUUAUGAAAGAGCAGAUGGACAUGUUCAAAUCUUGCAACAAAGCGUCAACAUUCCUUUCUUGUUGGGCAGUUUACUGUUUCUGGUAGGAGCACUCCUCAAUUGGAAAGAGCAAUCAGGGCAUGUCCACCAUGGCUUGAAAUUGUUAAGUGAAGACUGGGUGUGGUUGGGAAUAUUUGGGAGCCUAUUGCUUCUCAUUGGGGGACUAAUGAACGUGGUAAAAGUGUUCAAGAUGCAACAAAUGAGUGGAUUGAGGCUAGAGAAGUUACGAGGCGGAGCACAGGACCGAUUAAUGCAAGAAAGAGAGGGGCAAAUGCCACUAAUUAUAGAAGAGCAAAGGAGAAGGAGAAACUCACCCGAGGAGGGAACAACAUCAACUACUGUUAUUGCCCCAACUCCCUAUAAGGAUGUUCUUGUUGGUCAGGUUUGAGUUAAUAGUUCGAGGAAAUUCUAUGCAUUACUCCCAUCUCAUAUAAACUUCGCCAACGGCUCUUGGACAGUCACAUACAACAUGAGGAUUUACAGAAGAUUUACAAGUUUUGCUUGGUCUUGGACCAUUAAUUUCUCCUAAAUAUGCUGGUUUUACAUGUGCUUAUUCACAAAAGUUCGAGAGAUCGUACAUUACUAUAUUAUAAUCACUUGGAUUUGGUGUUGAAUAAAACGAUAUCUUAUUUGUACUA